AUGUCGUGCGGGACAGAAUGCCUGUCGCUGGGCCCGCCGCCCGACUCGAUAGCGCGUAUGCCGCCGCCCCCGCUGCCCGCAUUCCUGGCCAGCGCUGCCAACCUCACACCGCCUUGCAAGGCUGCCAAGUGUCCGCCGCAAAGCAACAACGAAAUCAACGCUUUCUUCCCGGGCGUUGAGUACCAUGAGCUACCCCGACAUGAGCCGGCUGGUUAUGACGACACAUGGUUUCUGGUGCUGAUCAGUUGCUGCAUCGCCGUCCUCUGCAUAGCUGCUUUGCUGGCGCUGUUUCUGCUUAAAUGUAGAGAAGCGCGAGGUGGAUGCAAAAGUGGAACAGGGAAAGCCGGUGGCUCAAACGCUCUCUACGGCAGUGCCGCUUUGGACUCUCGAGUACUCUGGGCGGCUUUAACCCCAAGAGGCACCCGCCACUUCGUAGCUGACACAUAUCCCCAUGACGAAACCGAAGACCAUCACUACGAAUGCGUCGAGCCACCGCUAUACAAGCUCGGCCCACCUGAAGAUUUGGCUAUAACCCGACACUUUAACGUUGAGUAUGAAGACCCGGCUCCUUUAAUCGAGAGCUACACGGACAGGACUGAGGAGUACUUCCGACACGGGAUGGAGACUCUACACAGAACCAGGCCGUUGGUUUCUUCGCCAACUAGGAUCGAAAGACCGAACCUGCCUCCUCUGAACCUCCAGCCAAGGACUCUACGCAGGGCUCCGCAUUCGAGGCGCGUCAGCGAUGCCAACAACUCCGAGAAAUCGGCCAUCUGA
This is a messenger RNA of Parnassius mnemosyne (clouded apollo), 777 nucleotides long. The record is from the annotation of a GenBank genome assembly. Lineage: Eukaryota; Metazoa; Arthropoda; Insecta; Lepidoptera; Papilionidae.